UUUAGUUUAGUUUAUUACUAAAUAAUUUUAUUUUUCUUACAUCGUAUUACUUGGCAAAGGUUGAGUCCUUUUCUCUACUCCGUUUAACCUAGCAAAUUCAAGCACGCCGCUGGUUCGCACCGUAAUUUCCCAUUUCUUCUUCACCAUCACUCUUACUGUAAUUCUUCAGCCGCCGUGUCGUUCUCGUGAAAUGCCUCCGGCAGCCACGACAGUGAUGCCCGCCGCCGACCUGACAUCACUGUAGCCGCCAACGCCAACGCCCACUCCCCUCCCCUCCCCUCCGCAGCAGCGCCUCUAUUGGCCGCGAUUAACUACACAGGUUAUCUCAAAAGGUUCUUUCUGAAUGGUUUUUCAGAGCGUUCUGUUCAAUUCAUGUAAUACAUAACAAGAGAAAAGUUUAUUUUUCUGUUUUGUUGUUGUACACUUAUGGAGGUGGCUAUAGUUGAAUCAGUAGGGGAUAUUCCUCUGCAAGACCCGCCGGAGGAAGAGUUUUCGGCUGCUGACUUGACUUGGACUAAGUUUGGGAAUGGUCAGCAUCAUGAUGAGGUUGCUCUUAUUCCUUAUGAUAGAGUUGAUGCUUUUAUAAUUGGUGAGUGCUCUAAUGUGUUGUGUCCGACUCGGUUUCAUAUCGAACGAGGAAGGAAACGGACUAUUGGUGCCUUGAAGGAGUACAAGGAUGAUGAGUAUCUUGAGUAUAGGCUGUAUUGGUGUUCGUUUGGCCCAGAAAAUUAUGGUGAGGGUGGAGAGAUACUUCCUAGUCGGAGAUAUCGACUUAACACUCGAAAUCGUGCUGCUAGACCUCAAUCGAUGCGUGGUUGUACCUGUCAUUUUGUUGUCAAACGUCUUUAUGCUCGUCCAUCACUUGCGCUUAUUGUAUACAAUGAUAGGCGUCAUGUUAACACGUCUGGAUUUAUCUGUCACGGGCCACUUGAUAAGGAUGCUAUUGGCCCUGGCGCCAAAAAAAUUCCAUAUAUAUGCAAUGAAAUUCAGCAACAAACAAUGUCCAUGAUAUAUCUUGGCAUUCCAGAAGAGAAUAUUUUGGAGAAACACAUAGAAGGAGUUGAGCGUUAUUGUGGUUCAAAUGCAAAAGCCAAUAGCCUUGCUUCUCAAUAUGUUCACAAGCUAGGCAUGAUUAUCAAGAGAUCUACUCACGAGCUUGAUCUGGACGAUCAAGCUAGCAUCCGAAUGUGGGUCGAACGCAAUCAAAAAUCUGUAUUUUUUCAUCAAGAUACUUCAGAGUCUGACCCUUUCAUCCUAGGAAUCCAAACAGAAUGGCAGCUGCAACAAAUGGUUCGUUUUGGUCAUCGCAGUGUUGUUGCAACAGACUCGUCCUUUGGUGUAAAGAGGCUUAAAUAUCCUUUGUUCACACUACUUGUUUUUGAUUCAAGACAACACGCACUUCCUGUCGCAUGGAUCAUUACACGUAGCUUUGCAAAACCUGAUGUGUCUAAGUGGCUGAAAGCUUUAAUUGAUCGAGCUCGUAGCGUUGAGCCUGGAUGGAAAGCCAAUGGGUUUUUAAUUGAUGACGCUGCCGCUGAUAUUGAUCUUUUGAGUGAUAUAUUUGGUUGUCCAGUCCUAUUUUCACUAUGGCGCAUUCGUAGAUCAUGGCUAAGGAAUAUUGUUAGGAAAUGCAAUAAUAUUGAAGUUCGGCGCGAGAUUUUUAAGCGUCUUGGAACAUUAGUGUACAGCAUUUGGGGAGGCACUAAUACAUCAGUUGCCUUAGAACAAUUUAUGUUGGAUUUUGUUGAUCAAACUGAUUUUAUGGAAUAUUUCAAAGUCUCAUGGCUGCCCAAGAUUGAAAUGUGGCUUUCGACAAUGAGAAAUUUUCCACUAGCAAGCCAGGAAGCUUCUGGAGCAUUAGAAGCCUACCAUGUUAAACUGAAAGCGAAACUUUUUGACGAUUCACAUCUAGGAGCGCUGCAAAGAGUAGAUUGGUUAGUCCACAAGUUAACAACCGAGUUGCAUUCAAGCUACUGGCUUGAUCGUUUUGCUGAUGAAAGUGAUUCUUUCCAGAAUGUGAAGGAGGGAUAUAUUGCUUCUACAUCAUGGCAUCGAGCACUUCAAAUUCCCGACUCUGCUGUCACCUUGGACGAUAAGGACCGUCUCUUUGCCAAAGUUGCGAGCCAAAAAGACAACAGCUUAACACACAUAGUGUGGAAUCCGGGAUCUGAAUUUUCAUCAUGCGAUUGUUCUUGGUCAUUACAAGGUAACCUUUGCAAGCAUGUGAUCAAAGUAAACAUGAUUUGUGAAAAUCUUAAAGGUUGUCAACCGUCAAUGUCUUUUCGGUCAUUUGACGAGGUUUUGACGGAUCUAAGGAGAAAACCUGUAGACGAUUCAUUUGAUUUGGACCUGUCAUUGGCUUGGACCCACCAAAUGCUAGAUCACAUACAGAAAUUUGUUGAAUUGAAUAAUUCUCCUGAUAUUGGUACUAUAGUUAAUAAUAUGCCUUUGAAAUGGGUUUCAAAGAAAGGUAGAACCUAUGUUGGCAAAAAUUCUUCAAUUUCGGCUGCUAUUCCUAGAAUCCGCAACACAGAAAGUGUUGUUAUACAUAAGAAGAAUCGGAAGCGGAAAAGAUUGUCACGACUAAGAUGACCGGUUCCGUUGAUUGCAAAAUGUAUUUCAUCAUAUCACCAUCAAAUGAAGAUAACAAAGAUAUUGCUAUGAGUAUGCACAUGGUUGGUAGUUGGAGAUAUAAUGAAGGUAACAAAAGCAACUCUGGUGCUUAUGUUUUGGAAGCCAUUCCCUAAUAUUUUUCUCUAAUUUUCAGAGUCAUAUGCUAGCAUAAAUAUUCAUUUAUUGAAUUUUUAUAUUGUAACAUCUCCAUUUUUUAAACUUGAAGUUCUUUCAAGUGCUUGGUUCACUAAGGAAUAUAGAUGUUUUUUGUUUUUGAAUUUACUUGUGUACAUAUAAAAACUGUUGGAAUGUUAUUAACGAGAUUUUUUAGCUUAA
Vicia villosa (hairy vetch) is the source of this 2949-nucleotide messenger RNA. RefSeq lists its product as uncharacterized. Gene Ontology annotation, molecular function: zinc ion binding. NCBI's taxonomy places the organism in Eukaryota, Viridiplantae, Streptophyta, Magnoliopsida, Fabales, Fabaceae. Bases 427 to 2592 code for a protein of 721 amino acids. The record is from RefSeq and is a predicted model, not a curated record. The transcript is spliced from 5 exons.